AUGGAUGUUCCCGGUGGCUUUGGCUACGGCUUCAUCGACUGCGAGGAGACGAAGCUUCGCUUUACCCGAGACGUCUACGUCCAUCGAAACCAAUUGGAGGGUUUACAGAUUGGUGACGAGGUGACAUUCACGCUCAUGCUGAACAGCAAAGGCGAGCCGCAGGCGCGCAAUGUCAUGAAACUGGAGGAUGCACUCCUGCUCAGCUCGGGGCAGGCAAUGCAGACACAGGAUCUUCAUCUUAUGGACGAAAAUCAGGCCCUGGCCGCCCGGGACCGGGAUGCCUUGCAGUGGAUUUUGUGGGGCAACUUUGCCGGCCAAAAGCGUGCUGCUGUGGCUGACAUCCACGUGCCGUUGCUGUGCGAUAUCACGCCGAAGGGUGAGCUCGUCGAGUUGGGCGUCGAUCCUGCGCAGCGCGAGAAAUGCUCACAGGGGGCGAAUCUCUCCGUCGACAGGAACCACAGGAUUGAGCCUAGAUCUGCCGACCAGACAUGGCCACCGGAGAUCACUAAGAAGCUGUGUGUCGCCCUCUAUCGUGACGUCGCACAGUGUGACAGGAAGCCCAACACAUGGGCAGAGGUAUGGCUCAGCUUUCAGGACACAACUUGCAAGAAGCUUGGGUUAAGCUCGGGUUUCUGCAGCCCCGAUAUGGCCAGCAAAGCUGACAACGAAGCCUGGCAGCGUCAGGUGUUGUCACACCUGCGUCAGCUCCUGGGUCAAGCGGAAAGCGAGCCAGCCGCGCCAACGGCGCCUUACGCAACCUGGCCAAAUCUUCGCGUCAUCCCACGACGCGAACUCGGCCAGAGCCCGUCAGCCCGUGGAGCCGAGGUAUGUGAUCGGAAGCUGAUUCAGAGCAACAUCCAUGAGCAUCUGGACUUGGCGGAGUUUGCCCUCAAGCGAAUCACCUGCGCCGUGAAAGCUUUGCAAGACCCGGAGCGGCUGAAUCGGCCCAUGUUGCUGCAAGAGUACACUGAAGAGAUGGCGGAAGAUGUCUGCCAAGAUCUUAGACAAUGGCUUGAACAGCAACCUGGCGUGUCAGGAGGAAAGAAGUCUCAAUUCGGACAGGGUUCCAGUUUCGUAGAAAGCGUUGUUCUCCCGGGUUGUACGUUCCUUGUUCUGUUGGUUCGCUGGUUGACUUGUGAACUGUAUCUUGCUCCUGUCGUUCGGUUCAGUGCUUGUGACCUGCAUUUCCCAUGCCAUUCUUCGCUAUCACAUUCCCCGGCCUCAUGCUGCGAUAUCUAA
This is a messenger RNA of Symbiodinium sp. CCMP2592, 1239 nucleotides long. Lineage: Eukaryota; Dinophyceae; Suessiales; Symbiodiniaceae. The record is from the annotation of a GenBank genome assembly.